AUGGAAACUACUCAAGUUUCAACUGAUACCAUUGAAAAUGUUUCAUCAAAUUCAAUUCCUAGUGUAAUUACAACAAGUGCAAUUACAACAAAUGUUGAUGAUACCAUUGUUGGGAAGAAAAGAAAGUUAUUUUCAAAUGUUUGGAAUGAUUUUCAAAAAGAAAAUAUAAAUGGAAAAGUUAAAGCAAUAUGCAACCAUUGUAAGAAGCAACUAAUAGGUGAUUCAAAAAAUGACACAAAACAUUUGUGGGCUCAUCUUCGGACUUGUCCAAAAUUGAAGAUGAAAGAUAUCAAUCAGAUGAAUCAAAAAUAUCUAAAGGCUGAAAAGGGUGAAGAUGGAAUAACAAAGAUUGUUAAUAUGACUUUUGACCAAGAUGUGUCACGAAAAAAAUUAGCAAGAAUGAUUAUUAGACAUGACUAUCCUCUUUCGAUAGUUGACCAUGAAGGCUUUAGAGAUUUUGUGAAUAGUAUACAACCGUUGUUCACUAUGAUUUCUAGAAAUACCCUCUGA
Molecule: messenger RNA, 510 nt
Organism: Impatiens glandulifera
Lineage: Eukaryota; Viridiplantae; Streptophyta; Magnoliopsida; Ericales; Balsaminaceae
Product: zinc finger BED domain-containing protein RICESLEEPER 3-like
Exons: 1
Coding region: 1-510 (169 amino acids)
Molecular function (GO): DNA binding
Source: RefSeq, a predicted model, not a curated record